Messenger RNA from Punica granatum (pomegranate), 2359 nucleotides. NCBI's taxonomy places the organism in Eukaryota, Viridiplantae, Streptophyta, Magnoliopsida, Myrtales, Lythraceae. The record is from RefSeq and is a predicted model, not a curated record.
UGUCGUUGCACUUCGGCCUUUUCGAUUAAUCACCCAAUCAACUUAGGAAAUCCCAAAACUAUAUUAAUAGCACUAUGGUAGGGUAGGGAUAAUAAUAAGUUUUUAAAAAGGUCGAGAGAAAUUCUCGCGCGAAGAGAGUCGGAAGAGACCAUUUCUCAUAUAAGCAAUGCAUUCCCUCCGAUUCAGAUGCAGAGACAAAAUCCUCUUCCAUUUGGGAGAUCUCAACUACUUCCCCCCACUCACUCACUCAUUCCCCUCUCCCUCCCUCACUCACGUCUCCACCUCCUCUCCUCUCAUGUCAUCGCAGCUGUCACAGUCCUUUUGAUUCAAUGAAUCCAUGAUCGUCUCCUCGGCAGAAUUCAAUAUAUUCCAAGUCCCCUGUAACGCGCCAGCGCUUCCCCUUUCCAUGUUCGCAACUGUAUUUCACGGGGCAUGAGGAAUCCGGAGUGAAGGGUCGAGAUCGAAACCUCGUCUUUCGGGCAAUUCCGGGAGACGGGUUCGAUUCGUUCUCCGGCUUUCUCUUCUCUCGUGCCCGGAAAACAGAAUCUUGUGCAGAUACUCUGUCCCUGGAAUUGUUCUUGAUAUGGUCAUUCUAAUAUUUCAAGAUUUCGAAAGUUAUAUCAUUUCCUUUUUAGGACUCGGUUACCUCUUAUCCCAUUUAGGAGCCACUGUCAGUGUUUGAUGCCCGUUAGUUUACAUUUAUGCCGAUAGCUGCGAGGAACUCGAGCCAGUUUUUCCUUUCGAUGAUUCCUUCCCUCCUCUGUGAUCAUCUUGCCUAGAUCUUUUCUGUUUAUACCAAACACCGUAAUCCGUUGAUUGAAUAACCCGGAUAGAACUUGUCGCGGAGAGUGAUCCGGGUGAAGCGUAGGCCUUUCCAAUGGCGGAGAAGCACUCGCGGCUCGUUACUUUGCUGCAGAUUCUUUCCAUCCUGGUGGUGUUUGUUGCAGGAGUCGUGAUCGGCUUAGCAGCCACUUCACACAUCAACCAGUACUUCGGGUCAAAACCGGAGCUGAUUUUCUUCAUGAAUCGAGGCUCGGUUUCUCCGGCUUCCCCCAUCCACGAGGAGAACUGCACCGUCCCCAUCUGCCCCGUCUUUGUUCCGAGAGCCUGUGACUGCCCGGAUUGCUCUAGCAUGGACACGUACCUGCACCCGAGAAACCUCACCCACGGCAUGUCCGACACCGAGCUGUUCUGGAGGGCUGCGAUGGUUUCCCGGCAAGGAAAAUACCCUUUCGCCCGUGUCCCGAGAGUGGCCUUCAUGUUCCUGACUAGAGGGCCGCUGCCGAUGCUGCCCCUGUGGGAGAAGUUCUUCGAGGGACAGAAGAGGGACUUGUAUUCAAUUUACGUCCAUGCACUCCCAGGAUAUGAGCUGAACGUUUCCAGGGACUCUCCUUUUCAUGGAAGACAGAUCCCCAGUCAGAAUGUCCAAUGGGGAACGGUGGAGCUGUUCGAUGCGGAGAAGCGGCUCCUAGGGAACGCGCUGCUCGACUUCUCCAAUGAGCGGUUCGUCCUCCUCUCAGAAAGCUGCAUUCCUAUCUACAACUUCUCGACCAUCUACAAUUACCUCACAGGUUCAAAGCAUAGCUUUGUGGACUCGUACGAUGAGCCAACUCGGUAUGGGCGAGGGCGAUACAGCCGGAACAUGCUUCCACAUAUCCACCUCCGCCAUUGGCGGAAGGGGUCCCAGUGGUUCGAGCUAAACCGGGACUUGGCAACUUACAUAGUAUCAGACACCAAGUUCUACUCCCUCUUCAGGCGGUUCUGCAAGCCCGCCUGUUACCCCGACGAGCAUUACAUCCCGACUUACCUCAACAUGUUCCAUGGAUUGAAAAACUCUAACCGGAGCGUGACUUGGGUGGAUUGGUCCUUCAGGGCCCCUCACCCUGCGACUUUUGAGAAAGCUAACAUAACGGCGGAUUUCAUAAGGUCUAUCAGGAGUAGCGGCAGCCACUGUCUGUAUAAUUCCAGGACGACGCACAUUUGUUAUCUCUUUGCCCGGAAAUUUGCUCCAAGCACUUUGGGGCCAUUGCUCGAGCUAUCAUCGGCGUUCAUGGAGUUUUGAUUGGUGGAUUGAAGGUUCACUGACACGGGAUGACCUCAGGAUGAUCAAGUUUUUGGAGAUUUCUUCAGAUUGAAGACGUGCGAUCAAUCCACUGACUAUCGUUAGUUUUAGCGAUUAGCGAAGGACUAUUGCUCCCUGUUUUUCUCCGAUCAUCAACUAGGUACGGUUCAAGCAUUUCCAGAAUUGAGGAAAGGAUUAUUGAUCGCGCAAUUCUCCUGAAUCUGUAUAGAAAUUGUAUUCAGUCGGUUAAUUGAAUAAUGAACUCUUCUAGGGACAAAGAAGAUUUCCAAUUGCAAA